Molecule: messenger RNA, 6604 nt
Organism: Ailuropoda melanoleuca (giant panda)
Lineage: Eukaryota; Metazoa; Chordata; Mammalia; Carnivora; Ursidae
Gene: PAFAH1B2
Product: platelet activating factor acetylhydrolase 1b catalytic subunit 2
Exons: 6
Coding region: 190-879 (229 amino acids)
Cellular component (GO): cytoplasm
Molecular function (GO): platelet-activating factor acetyltransferase activity
Source: RefSeq, a predicted model, not a curated record
AACCGGAAGUGGGGGUGCUGCUGCUGGUGCUGGGGCCCGAGGAGGGACGCGCCGGAGCGGGGCCGCCGGGACUGAGCGAGCGACAGACGCGCCACCCGCCGACGCCGCAGCCGCUUAGGGCCCGCACGGACCCUCUGCCUGAGUGAGUGCAGCCAGGGUCGCGGGGAACCAGCGGCUUAGAGGUAUAGAAUGAGCCAAGGGGAUUCAAACCCAGCAGCUAUUCCACAUGCAGCAGAAGAUAUUCAAGGAGAUGACAGAUGGAUGUCUCAGCACAACAGAUUUGUCCUGGACUGUAAAGACAAAGAGCCUGACGUACUGUUUGUGGGGGAUUCCAUGGUGCAGUUAAUGCAGCAAUAUGAGAUAUGGCGAGAGCUUUUUUCCCCACUUCAUGCACUGAAUUUUGGAAUUGGGGGAGAUACAACAAGACAUGUUUUGUGGAGACUAAAGAAUGGAGAACUGGAGAAUAUUAAACCUAAGGUCAUUGUUGUCUGGGUAGGAACAAACAACCACGAAAAUACGGCAGAAGAAGUAGCAGGUGGAAUCGAGGCCAUUGUCCAGCUUAUUAACACAAGGCAGCCGCAGGCCAAAAUCAUUGUAUUGGGUUUGCUACCUCGAGGUGAGAAGCCCAACCCAUUGAGGCAAAAGAACGCCAAGGUGAACCAGCUUCUCAAGGUUUCCCUGCCGAAGCUCGCCAACGUCCAGCUCCUGGACACAGACGGGGGCUUUGUGCACUCGGACGGUGCCAUCUCCUGCCACGACAUGUUUGAUUUUCUGCACCUCACGGGAGGGGGCUACGCCAAGAUCUGCAAACCCCUGCAUGAACUGAUCAUGCAGUUGUUGGAGGAGACCCCUGAGGAGAAACAAACCACCAUCGCCUGACGGGCUCCCAUCAGUGUUACUCGCACCCCAGCUUCCUCAGAUCAGUUAUAUCACUGGCACUACAGAAUCCUUCUCUUUCCUAAGGCACUUUGCAUUGUAGAAUGUUCCUGGAUGUUCAUAUCUAGUGUUUGAAGGGGAGGAGGGAUUGAAACUGGUCCUGUACAUAGAAGGUUGGUUUGACACAGGAGACAAAUUAGCCAAGGAAGAUUGUUGUUUAAAUUCGUUUGAAACCAGAAGGGGACUUUUUAGUUGUAUGUGUGACACAUUCAUUGAAUUAUCACAGUUUUUCCUAGGACAACAUCGAGCCUAAGGACUGAACAAAAUGAAGAUUUUCUUUUUCUUGGCCUUUCUUUCUAUGGAUUAUGUCAUGUAUAGUAACAAUCAGGAUCACACCUGCUUGGCUUUAAAACAGAUGUCUUUUCCAGUUUUUUAAAGUUCAUAAUUUAGCUCUUUGUUUUUAGUUUGCUUUACUUCUAUGUAUUCUCAACAUUUUCUUAACAGCAUCAGAUUGAACGUGCUUGUGAUUCAGAUGUGGGAGAUGCUAUGGUUACAAGUGAAUUUGUUCCACUCUCUUAAUCUUUCCCAUGUUUAGCAGUGGAAGAUAAGUUUUGCCCCAUUUGGGGGACUCUACGGAGGGUAUUAUUUUUAUGCUGCUGAAUAUCAUGUCUAUAAUAGACCCAUGCAUGCAGCCUUUCCUCCCUAUUUCCCCUCAUCCCCUCUUUGUUUUGGGGGGGGUCCUUAUUGACAUUACAGGCUUUUAACACAUUUUUGACCUAGGAACUCUGUUGCUGGAAGUGUAAGUCCCCAGCCAGUUCCUGUCAUGAUGAUAGUACUGAUGUGCGGCUCAUUCUCGUGUGGUGCUCUGUGCGUAGUCUGUGUAGUGCUGUCCAGAGUCGGAGUUCUGGUUUGGUUUGGUUUGUUUUUCCCUCAAAAUGUGUUACACUUUCCUGUUUUGGAGAAGAAAAAAAAAAGCAACCAGAACUCUUUUUCCUAUUCCAUAAGCCCUGACAUUAUUUCAAGUUUUAUAGUAUCUUAGGGUGUAUAUUGUAUUUUUUUUAUUGGCUUCAUUUUUAAAUUGUAUCAGUCCAGAAAAAUUUGGCCUUUUCUCAUGGGGAGAAAUGGAGCUUCUGUUCAGAAUAGGCAUUCUACCUUGAUCCCACCAUUUUAGUGAAAAAGAACUAGGUUUGUUUGACUUGCAGGGUCUGAGAAUUUCUUUCAAGAGAGCUCGUUAUAAUCUUAAUGGUUGGUUGAGCUUCAAGAACUGCCAUUUUAAAAUAAUGGAACAGGACAUGGUUUAUUGUUCAGUUUACCUAUGGAAAAUGUACAAACUGGAUCUACAAACAAAUAUUUUAAACUGGACCAGGUGGGUAUUGGAGUAACCUAUUAAAAUGUGCUCUGCACUGACUCUCCUUACCAUUCAAGUUCAGUGGCUAAGGCAUAUGUUUGAUGUUCUGCUUGCAAGGUGAGUGUCAGUGCUUUUGUGAGUUGAAGGGGUUUGCUGAUUUGUGCUAAGAGCCACUUCUGAUUGAGAGGGAUAGAACUUGGGCUGAUGUUUUUCUUGUGAAAUGUCUUUCUAGGAAUAUUUUUGGUCUUAGUUUGUUUUUUUUUUAAUACAUUUCUGAAUGUAUCAUGUCUUCACUAACGACAGAAAGUACACGUGAUGUUUACUAGACUUGUUUCCCACAUUAAGGUUCCCUCUCUUUUUAGGAGCCCAGAUUCUUGAGUUUUCAGGACAGGUCUUUUCGUAGCUGAGGCAUAGUUCUAAGGAGGGCGGAGACUUCAUGAAGCCAGAAGUUUGUGUGUGAAAAGACCGAUUCUUAUCCAGGUCUUUUUCCAUUUGUCAGAGGGUGGGAGUAUCAUCCAAACAAACCCGUUAGGUUAUUCCUGCAGCAUGCGCUCUUAGCUUCCCUCUGGACUAAGGAUCAAAUAGCCCUUUGUGAGCUGGCCUUUGGCUCCUUUGCUUAUGUGUAUAAACCUCGGGUGUUACUACAUUUUAUACCUACCAGAGCUAUUCGAGCAAUAGUAUUUGAACCACUAGCCUUUUAAAUAAAAGUCUGCCCCAUUGCUAAUAUGCAGAGACUGAGUCCACUUUCAUUUCUUGCCCGCUUUCUUUCACUGCUUUAGGCAAAAAGUGUUCAUCUGUUUUCCUUUGAUUGAGAUCCCUGUUUGCUACAAUGACAGAACUUAAUGCUUACUCUUCGGAUUUCUCUCUUUAUACUUCUCAUGUAAAUGUAAUGCACUGUCCAAGUGAAAUGUCCUAGUUGUCAUUGUGAUUAAGGGGCCAACUUUCCAGACAGCUAGCAGAGGUGUUCCAGUCCUCCCCCCAGCAAGUUUUAAUUCCUUUGCCCUUCCAUUCCCGAUACCUAGCUGGCAGCCAGUGAUGGCUAUGGAUUUCUGUGGGCACAUUGUGAAUGUGGCAGGCUGAGGUUGUACUGCCAAGGGUCACCUAAGGCAUGUUGUUUUGCUGCCUCCAUAUUCUGGGCUGCCAUGGGCAGUGGUCUGGCGCCCACUUAGGGUCUUUUUGGACUGUUGGGGGCAUCUGUCUAAACCUAAAUCUUCUGUGAAAAACCUUAACCCAGCAAAACAAAUCUUGAGUAGCUCAUGCCCUGUUCUUAAGAAUUCUGCCUCUCGUUGUAGAAACAAUAACAACAAAAAAACCCUUUUUUUAAAAAUCUAGUCACUGUUUACAGUUGUAUGCUAAAGCCUGAAAUAUUGUCUGUGCUGUGGUGUAUGAGCAUUGCCAAUUUUAUAUUUAUUGCAGUGAAGAAGAAACUAAAAAUAUAUGAAAAUGAGGAGCGUGUCCACGCUCCUAAAUCCGUGUGGGUGCAUGUUGGAGAAAUGAGUUGGGCUCUUUUAAAAGGAGGCGUUUUGGAGUGGGGUCUCCCAGGCUUCUCCUUGGUGUUCCUGCUUGGGGAUCACUGCUGCUAGCUGACUGGACCUCCCCAACAGAAGUUUGUGAUUCUGCUUUGGCGAAGUUUCAUUGACUAGUAGAACUCAUUCUGUUUUAGUGCAUAUUUCAAUAUAAAUGUAAACAUUUCACUCAAACUUGUUAUGUCGUUCUGUCUCCUUUAUCAGAGUCUGGAUUCCAGUGGAGGAAAAAAAGGGAUGCUUUUUUCCCCUGCCUUAUCACAGGCACAUUGGAUACUUAGAACAUCCUGCUGCUUUUCCGGGGAACUGAAUGUACUGAGCUGACUGUCAUCGCAUCUUGAUCCCAGGGCUGUAGGAGGGAAGGGUGGGGUGAGCAGAUACAAGGAAUCCGAACUAGACACCUGGGGAAAUUGUCAAAGGAAGUAUUUCAGAUUGGUUAGGAGUAUCUGUCAGUUAAAAGGAACUGAUUCUUAAACUGUUAAAUUGACCUCUUGGUCUACCUUUUUCCUAAUUUCAAUCUUUAGAAUUUAUUCACAUUAAAUUUGUAAUUUCCAUUGUUUCUUGCUCUAUUCCUCACACUAGUAAUUUCAUCAGUUUCCUUUUACUCUUCAGACUGUCUCUGACUGUCUCUUUCUGCUUUUGCCCCCAGCAUGCACUCAAGCACUUCAAAUUAAUCGGACGAUUCUAGGGAGAAAAUCGUACUAAUACUACAUAGGUGUAUCCGUCCCCAUUCUGCCUUUGGCUGAGAGGUCCAGGGAGAUGUGGAUGGUAUAUGUCUAAGGAGUCCUAUAAUUUUGGUGCCUGAGUUGGGAUUUGAACCCAGCUUUACCGGAUUUCAGGGUCCUUGCCUUGCCACUAAUUCAGUCUGGACUGUCUUUCUUGUAGAUUCUGAUUCAGUGAGUUGAUGUUAGAUAACAUCCCUAGUUUCCUUUCAGUUGAAGGUGCUGGGAAUGAAGUGACCAUCUCGCUCGGACCAAGUCAACUGCUUCUUCAGACCUUUCUGCAGCCGAAAUACUCCUUCUCCGUUCUGUUCUCCACACAGCCACACGAUUAUUAGAAUUUAUUUAAAGUGGGUUACCUGGCCAUCUUGCUUUCCACCUUAAAACCAGCAGUAGAAUGAAAUUGUGUUUUUGGAGCAAGAAUUUUUGGUGGUACACAUGAAGGGGUUCAAAGACUGCUUGGCUGUUAACAUGUCAGUAAGUUCAGACUGACAGGAAGACGCUUGGGUAAAUGAAGUUUAAGAUCUAAAGGAAAUAGGAAAGUGUAAGUAUAGUCAAAUGGCAGAAAGAUAAUUAAAAUAGAAAGUUACCAGCUUCCAUAUGCUGAGGAGUGGGGGUGGGGCCCACAGGGGUAGAUGAAAAUAUGGAGGGUUCAUUCAUACCAGGGACGUUAAAGCACAGCCACCUCCUUUGCAGCCCACCCUUUCCCAGGAGUCUGGAGUGUGUGUGCAGACAGGCUGGUGGUAUGCUGUAGACUGCUUCAUCCGAACUGGAUGAAUGGCGUCGAUGGCAUCAGACUCCUAACAUGAUGUGACCACGGAGUUCAGGACGGAGCCUCGAGCAUGGACACAGCUCUGACGUAGCACGUUUGCCUCCCCAGUCUAAAACAGCCUGACCCAAGUAUGACCUCUUUAUAGCCAUGAUACUAGAACAAGGGUCAGUUACUCAGCUGGCCCAUUAGGGCCCAACCUGAUGACUAGCCACCAACCACGCCAGCAGUAAUUGCAGCAAAUUGAUACGCCAGUAAAAUGUUCCUUAGCAGCUGCAAGCUUCUAUGUUCUUUUGUAUCAUCUACUUUACCACUCUUCACCACACUGAUGCUACUGGGUUAAACUGGUUUACUCCUGUAAGAGAAUGGAAUAUGGAGAUACUAAGAUAUUUCUGUCUUUCUAGUUGUCUUCCUCCCAUAUAUAAUCAUACCAGGUUUGUCUCUACCCUCUCCUCCCCCAGAGGCUUUUUGCCUGUCAGUGGCUCACUGGUUCCCCUGAAGUCACAGAGCAGCAGUGAAAGCAACCUAGGCCCUUUGUUAAGUGUAUCCAAACUACUACCCCACGUGAACUUCUUCACUGGUCCAGAACGAGCGGGUAGGGGGGAAGGCUCCCUCACCAGCACCCACUUGGGGAAAAACGACAAAACCAGCAGGAGAGUCAGUCCCAUCUCCUACUUUUCUCUAGUCAUAGCAGGGGAGAAAUCUCACUCAGCUACAUAUUUUUACAUAGUAUGAAGCAAAGUCCUUAGAGGUUUGAUAAACAUGUAGUCUUUAUUCUACUCUGGCCUGAUUUUAUGCUGUCAAUUUUAUGAUCUCAAAAAACAUUCUCCAUACUGCUCAAGCUUUGACCGUGGCGACACGUCAGUAUACUGCAGCAGGCUCAUCCAUAACUGCUGAUAGUCCAAGCCAUGAGAACCUCCAAUGCUCUCCAUGACUUGACCCUCUUCCAUUCAUAUCCUCCCACCCCUUUGAACCUUCAUGCCAAUAGCACUGAACUUCGAGUCUAUGACUUUACUCCAAGUUGAGACCCCUUGUCUGGAAUAUGCUCCUACUCCUUUGCUAGGCUCGCUUCUACUCAUCUUUUCAGAACCCCCUCAGGACCACCUCCUGGGGUGUUCUCUGACUUCUCCUGAUUCCCCUGCUUUCCAGCUCUGGUUUGUACUAGAUCGCUCGUCUCUGGGUUCCCAUAAUACCUUGUGUAAAUCUUUAAUCAUUGCACUUACUCUGUAUUAUAUGCUUACCUAUUUGUCUACACUGUUAGAUUAUGCAUUCUUAAGAACAGAGAAUGUGUUUUAAGUAUCUGUGUUCCCAGCACCUAGCUUAGUGACUAGUACAAACUAGGCAUUGAAUAAAUGAAAGAGUGAAUGAA